CCGUUAACACCCUUCACGGUUACCGGGUGUGUAAAGGGUAAUAUCGUCAACGACCGGAAGUGGAACGCUGUGGUUUGUUAGCUUUACUGUGGUCCAGAGAAAGAGGAAAGGAUGUGACUACAGCUUCUCUGUCGCACGCUGUUUAUCUGUGUUCCUCCUGCUCUUUACCGUCGAAAUGCAGCUGGUUGGAAAUUAGCAGGCGUGCAGCUCUUCAGUUCUCAUCCUCAGCUCUGGAGAAUGAUCCACCGGCAGCUUAUUUUCUCCCAGGUUUUGGUCUGCUUUGGGUUGACUGGUCAUUAUGCUGAUGCAGCUCUGUAGUAUCAAGAACUUGUACCAGAAUCGGUUCCUGGGCCUGGCGGCCAUGGCCUCCCCGACCCGCAGCAGCCAGACCCGCCAGCGCUGUAAGGAUCGUCACAGCUACGGUCCAGACACCUAUGCUGUCAACGGUCUGAACCAGGAGGCCUUCAUGCUGGGGCUGUCACGCUCCACCAGUGACACUGAUCUGGUUUCCCCAGACGCUCGUUCCACCCUCACCAUCAGCUCCUCUCACUACACCAUAGGCCAGUCUGAAGACCUGGUGAUCACAUGGGACAUCAAGGAGGAAGUGGAUGCUGGGGACUGGAUUGGAAUGUAUCUUGUAGAUGAGGCUUUGUCUGAGAACUUUCUGGACUAUAAGAACCGAGGAAUCAACGGAUCUCACAAGGGACAGAUAGUUUGGAAAAUCGACUGCAGCUCCCACUUCAGUGACUCUGAGACCCAGGUCUGCUUCAGGUACUACCACGGUGUCACCGGAGCACUGAGGGCAACCACACCCAGCGUAACCAUCAAGAAGGGCUCUGCACCUAUAUUAAAGCCAGUGGUUAGUCCUGAAGUCAACCAUGGACUGGGCAACAGGAGACUCAUUAACUUUUCCCUGUCAGACCUCCAGGCAGUUGGUUUGAAGAAGGGGAUGUUCUUCAAUCCCGACCCGUACCUGAAGCUCUCCAUCCAGCCUGGAAAACACAGCAUCUUCCCCUCGCUGCCGCACCAUGGCCAGGAGAAACGCUCCGGCGUGGUCUGCAACACAGUCAACCCACAAUGGAGCACAGAGAGGUUUAACUUUGUGUCUCUGCCCACUGAUGUGCUGGAGAUCGAGGUGAAGGAUAAGUUUGCCAAGAGUCGGCCAAUCAUCAAGCGCUUCCUGGGGAAGCUCUCUGUCCCUGUCCAGAGGCUGCUGGAAAAACAUGCAAUUGGGGAUCGGGUGGUGAGUUACUCUCUGGGUCGUAGGCUGCCAACAGAUCACGUCUGUGGCCAGCUGCAGUUCCGCUUUGAGCUGACAUCCUCUAUUCAUCCAGAUGAUGAGGAGGUCUCACUGGUCAUAGAAGCAGCCUGCCCUGAAGGACAAAACGCAGCAGAUGUCAACCAUGUUCCUGAUGCGGCUGAUGAUGACACGCUAAGUGUGGGACCCGACAUGCCUGACCUCCCUCUGGAUGCCCCCCCUGACCCUGAGACCUCUGCCCCACCGGCCUCCACAGCUGAAACCUCCACAACUGAGGAGGUCCAACCUGCUGAGACGGAGGAGACCGAGGUGGCACCAGAGAUGGAGCAAGGCACCAUGGAGGAGGAGAGCACAGUGAGGGAAGAGCCCCCGUGUACUGAGCCCCAGGCGGAGCAGGAGGAUGAGGGCCCAGCUGAACAGCAGGAGGAAAACGCUGGAGUGGGGGUAGAAGAGGGAGCAGGGGAGGAGAGGCAGCAGGUGGAGGAAGAGGAGGAGCACAGAGAAGAGUGUGCAUCACAUGUUGAGGAGGAGGCAACAGUAGAAGAAAAGGAAGACAGGGAGGAAACCCAGCCAAAGCCAGACUCUGACAAUCCUGCAGCAGGAACUACAAACAAUGAAGCUCCUACCGCAGAGGCUCCUGCAGAGGGAGCCAUCACAUCCCAGGAGGCCCCUGUAGAAACAGCUGAAGGGGCCCCUCAGGAAGUGACAGAUGGAGGAGAAAGACACUCCACCCCCUGCGCCUGCCAAUCCCUCUUCACAAACUACAACUCCCAUGGUCCCUCGCGGCGUAAGAACCGCCCCUGCUCCCUGCCAGUGUCAGAGCUGGAGACAGUGAUUGCGUCAGCCUGCGGCGAGCCAGAGACGCCACGCUCCCACUACAUCCGGAUCCACCACCUCCUCCACAGCCUCCCCUCGGCCCAACAACGAGCUCCGAGCCAGGAGGAGGAGCCCGGGGAGGGAGAGAAUACAAGCACAACUCAAGACACCACCUCCACAUCACCAACACUUAAAACCUCCAAAGACAGAGAGGAGGAGGGGCAGGAGGAUGAGGAUGAGGAGGAUACAACCCAGUCUCCCUCUCAGGUCCCAGAGUGUCCAGGUCCCUGCUGCCGUCGCUCUCUUCCCCGCAGCCUCUCCAUUGAACGCCUCUCUGAGCUAAACCAGCUCCUGGAAGGUGAGGGGGGAGGAGGAGGUGGAGGGCAGACAGCAGUCAGGAGGAUCUCCCCCUCCUGCCUGGAGGGCGAGGAGGGGGAUUCCAGUCACGGAGGAGGAACUAGAGUUGGCGGGAGCAGCCACAGACCCCCGGGCGAAAACGAGUGCGAGUUCUGCGACACCUCCUGCUACAGCACUUCCUGCUACAGCACUUCCUGUUACAGUACAUCAUGCUACAGCAACUCAGGCUAUGAAGGGAGGGGCCGCUUCUGCAGCCACACCCGCCUCUCCUCGGUGGACAGCAACCGGCUCUCCGGCAGCACCGUGUUCUCCUCGCAGGAUGAAGACGAAGAUGAGGAGAGCGCCUUCGAGUCGGUACCCGACGCCGGCAACAGCCCUGAGGGCCAGGAGGGGGGCGGGGCAGGAAGAGAGAGGAGGGCGGGGAGAUGGAAGGAGUCCAGGAGAGGAGAACAUGGGGAGCCAGCAGUGGCCGGGCCCAGUGAUAGGAACAGCAUCGGCUCAGGCUUCUCCCCUCCUGUUGGCCAUCUUCCAGUCCUUCGACCCAGCCAUGACCUAAACCAUUUUCCUGCAGCCACUGACCAAGCCUUACCUCCAAACUGGGAAGCUCGCAUCGACAGCCACGGCAGAGUUUUCUAUGUGGACCAUGUCAACCGGACCACGACCUGGCAGAGACCCAGUCACAGCGGCAAGUGUAACCACGGCAUCCCUCGAUCAGGAUCCACACAUCAGAUGGAGCAACUCAACAGGAGGUACCAGAGCAUCCAGAGAACCAUGGCCACAGAGGAGGAGGGCGGCAGUCAGAGGUUAGAGAGGAGCAGCAGUACAGAGACAGACACUGAUUCUCCUCCGACAGGCCCCGCCUCCCCUGUCAAUCACCAGAAGAUCAGCCAUCUCCUCCAAUCACCUGCUGUCAAGUUCAUCACACACCCAGAAUUCUUCACUGUGUUGCACAGCAACUAUGCAGCCUACCGGAUGUUCACCAGCAGCAGCUGUGUGAAACACAUGAUCCUGAAGGUGCGUCGCGAUGCCAGAAACUUUGAGCGCUACCAACAUAACCGAGACCUGGUGGUCUUCCUCAACAAGUUCGCAGACACUCAGCUGGAGCUGCCGCGGGGCUGGGAGAUCAAGACUGACCCCCAGGGCAAGUCUUUCUUCGUGGACCACAACAGUCGAGCCACGACCUUCAUCGACCCUCGCAUCCCUCUGCAGAACGGCCGGCUGCCCGGCCAUCUCGCCCACAGACAACACCUGCAGAGACUGCGUAGUUACAGCGCCGGGGAGGCCUCUGAUGUGUCCCGGAGUCGUGGAGCUUCUCUGAUGGCCAGACCUGGAAACAGCCUGGUCGCCGCCAUACGAAGCCAGCAUCAUGCUCCAUCUUACAAUGACAAGAUUGUGGCCUUCCUUCGACAGCCAAACAUAUUUGACAUGUUGCAGGAGCGACAGCCCAGCCUGAGCAGAAACCAUGCACUUAGGGAGAAGAUCCACUACAUCCGGACAGAAGGUACCCAGGGUGUGGAGAAGCUGUCAUGUGAUGCAGACCUGGUCAUCCUACUGAGUUUAUUUGAAGAGGAAAUCAUGUCUUAUGUUCCACCUCACCCCAUCCACCCCGGCUUCAGCUUCUCUCCUCGCUGUUCCCCCGCCUCCUCGCCUCAGAACUCUCCUGGCCUGCAGAGAGCCAGGGCUCCAGCUCCGUACCGCAGAGACUUUGAAGCCAAACUAAGAAACUUCUACAGGAAAUUAGAAGCAAAGGGCUACGGCCAGGGACCAGGCAAGAUCAAGUUGCUGAUCAGGAGAGAACACCUGCUGGAAGGAACCUUUAACCAGGUGAUGGCGUACUCCCGCAAAGAGCUGCAGAGGAACAAACUUUACGUCACCUUUCUGGGAGAGGAGGGAUUAGAUUACAGUGGUCCGUCCAGAGAAUUUUUCUUCCUCUUGUCUCAGGAGUUGUUUAAUCCGUACUACGGUCUGUUUGAAUACUCAGCCAACGACACUUACACCGUUCAAAUCAGCCCCAUGUCAGCAUUUGUUGAGAACCAUCUGGAAUGGUUCCGUUUCAGCGGUCGUAUCCUGGGCCUGGCUUUGAUUCAUCAAUACUUGCUGGAUGCUUUCUUCACCAGACCCUUCUACAAGGCCCUGCUCAGACUGCCGACAGACCUGUCUGAUCUGGAGUAUCUAGAUGAGGAGUUCCACCAGUCUCUUCAGUGGAUGAAAGACAAUGACAUCACAGACAUCCUGGACCUCACCUUCACUGUCAAUGAGGAGGUCUUCGGCCAGGUGACAGAGCGGGAGCUGAAGUCGGGUGGCUCCAACCUCCAGGUGACUGAGAAGAACAAGAAAGAUUAUAUCGAGCGGAUGGCCAAGUGGAGGGUGGAGAGAGGAGUGGUGCAGCAGACAGAGGCGCUGGUCAGAGGCUUCUACGAGGUGGUAGACUCCAGGCUGGUGUCGGUAUUUGAUGCCCGGGAGCUGGAGCUAGUUAUCGCUGGUACAGUAGAGAUUGACCUCGGGGACUGGAGGAGCAACACAGAGUACAGAGGAGGUUACCAUGAUGGUCACAUAGUGAUGCGGUGGUUCUGGGCCGCCGUGGAGCGUUUCAACAACGAGCAGCGUCUCCGCCUGCUGCAGUUUGUCACCGGGACGUCCAGUGUGCCCUAUGAAGGCUUCGCCGCCUUGCGGGGAUCCAACGGCCUCCGACGCUUCUGCAUCGAGAAGUGGGGCAAAGUUACCUCCCUCCCCAGGGCUCAUACCUGUUUUAAUCGUCUGGACCUGCCUCCAUACCCCUCAUACACCAUGCUGUAUGAGAAACUGCUGACGGCUGUGGAGGAAACCAGCACGUUUGGCCUGGAGUGAGCCAGACAAGCAAUCAACACUGCAUCUCUUUCUGUGUGACACUGGCUGGGCCAAUAGAGGGAAAAAAAACUCUUGGGCUUUAAUGUAUGGUAAAGAUUCCUGGAUUGUGCAGACUUACUGAACAAAGCUUUUGGUCAUGUGGAUAUGUACGUCACUGUUAUGGUGUGGUUAUGUGUUAGUCUCUCACUUAGCUAUGACAGCACCCAGCACUUAGGACACCACAGCAGGACUACUGUUAUUUUUAUAUUAAUCAUGAAGACCGGAGAAUAUGACCCAUAGAAUGGGUACUUAAAAGCAAGAUCAUUUAAAGUUGCAUGUACCAAAAUGCAUCAUCCAUUCAAUGAUUAAAAAAUACCUACAGUGAUAGAAAAUACUAAAAAAAAAAAAAAAAAAAAACUACAACAAUUAAAGAGCAAUGUACAGAAAGUAAGACAAAUAAUAGCGACACAAGAGCAUAUAAACACAUUGAAAACAAGAACUUUGUAUAGGAUCUAUAAUCUAUGACAGCAAAAUACUUGACAACGUAUUGAAUUAAAUUAAAGAUUUUUUCUCAUACCCGUGUUGAAAAUUUGAAUUCACAGAAAAGAUUCAAGUAAUAAAUGAUAGAAAACUUACAGUAUGCAGUAUGCACAUAUACUGUAAAAACAAAUAGAAUAAAAUCAAAAAGAAAAAGAAAAGAGAAGCAUUAACAGAAAUAGUAGAUAUGCGUACAUACACAAUCACUACUGCACAAAUAAUGCAAACUGUAAUAAAUACACAAUUUAAAUGAGAUUAAACAGAUAUACAGCAUAUAUGUAUAUAAUUUGAAGGAUGACAUAAAUUUGUCAAUAUUUUCAGUGAAUUCAAACUGAAUGCAAAUGUGUGAAUAUAAUUAUUAUAAAUAAUAAUCUAAUUGCAAUUUGUCAGGUAGUUUGCUGCUCUUAUACAUUCAGAUAAAUCUAUGUGUGGCUUUAAAGAAGUGGUUCAAAGUAUGAUGAAGAUUUUGAAAAGACUCAUGCAAAGUCUAGUAGCCCUGAUGCCAAAGGAACAAUCAUGUCUGUUUUUAAUCUGGAGAGCCUACAGAGAUCAUAAUGUACUUUUUCUGGACUGUGGUGGGCCAAUAGGAACCUGCCUGAGGAUCUGAGACUGUGAUCUGGUUCAUAGGAUACAUUAAAAGAGGACACUGGGGGACAUUAUAAAUAAGAAGUGUGAUGUAGCUUGGUGCCAGACACCAGCCAUCCCAAGACCUUAGGGCUGAUCAGUAUAACCUUACAAUCAAAUCUAAAACUACAACCAAUGUUAAGAUAAAGGCAUAAGUCCAUAUUAUACUUUUGCUCCAGUGAGAGCUGUAGCCUCUGCAUAUUAGACAGAGGAGAGGAAAUUUUGCCGAUAGACAAGAGUAGACAGAGGUGCAGAAGUCUGAACGAGAUAAAAGGAUUGAUUCUUUUCCUAGACCAUUUAGCUUUGGGAACCAUGGCUUUUGAGGAACCCAUCACCUUGUGUGGUGAUUUUAAAAAAAAAAAAAAAAAAAAAAAAAAAAGCUAGACUGUCAGUACCACUAUGCUUUAUUAACAGAAACACCUGGGUGUGAGGACAAAACGUAAGUCUGCAGAUAAUUCAGUGAGUCCAGGAAGGAGCUUGUAAAUUGCUGGGAGGAUCAUUCUAAAUCUGAUCCCUAGCUGGACUGCUGAAGGGAUAAGUUGGUCUCAGUAAUGUACAAAACAUUUAUUUAAGCCUUUUUUACACAUUCUCUGGUUUUGCUCUCCGUUAACUAUAGCAAUGAAUUUUCUUUUUAAAGCAAUCUCAAUAUGUUUUUUAGGUCCCGGAAGUCUUUUAGGAAGGGUCUAGUACACUGAGGGUAGGGAAGGACUGAAAGGGUAUUCUAUAAACACUUCAUCAACAAUGCUCCUUUGGUCUAAAUCAGAUACAGUACAUCAACAGCAAAUCGAGGUUAAGGGUACAGUAUAUCCCUUUAAAUGGGCCGGUUGUCUAAUGGACAGUUACAGACUUAACAACUACUACAAUAUUUCUCCAAUUCUGAUACUCAAGAAGUAUUGGUAUUGGUUCCAAGAAGGCCUAGAUCCGGACCCGAACUUUUUGUAAGUCCAAAGUGAGGACAGCAUCUGGACACGGACCUUUCUGUUUCUCCUCUGAAUGGACAGCCAUGUUACUGACAAACCACUCCAACAAUCUCUCCAAGCUUUCUUGCUCUGCAGUACUUUCAAAGACAAUGAUGUCACAUCUCCUGUAACAAAGUAGCCAUCAACUCCAACACAAGGGCUUCUAGGAGACUGUGGGAGAUCCUGUUGACCCAGCAAACAGGUAGUUCACGAUUCCUUGAAGACGAAGAAUGCGCAUGUGGACACUGUGUUUUCAGCCGGCUAAAGGGGACUUUCUAUAAAUCCUGUUUGCCAGAGUAGUGCUUAACCUUUUAGCAUCUCUGGUCCUGCUGUUUGAAUGGAAGCUGCCUGUACUCUUAUUCAUGUCUUCCACUAAUGAACUUCUUGUCUCUGACUAUACCAUCACCAUGGUGUUGUUCUUUGCAUGGAGCAGGUACUCCAACAUCCGAACCUUUACUGUCUCUCCUGAGAAAUGCCUAGGUUCAAACAACAUGACUGGUACAAAGCGGCAUGUAGGUCUCCAAGGGCCUGCGGUCAUUGGUUUGGCCUCCUGAACUGAUCCGGCUCUUUUGGUAUAAACUUGAUGUGUAGAGGGGACAAACCAGUGUAAUAUAUGCAAUAGUUAAGACAUUUACUUCAGUCUGUUCCACAAUCUACCAUGUUCUUUCAGACAAAGACUGACUGCAAUGCACCCUCAAACCCUUGUCUACACAUCUCUAGUCCAGUAGUGAAACUGUGCCUCAGUUACUUACUGCCUCAUACAGUACGUGGCCUGUGGGGUUGUGGUUGUGCUUAGUAGUUAGCACUUGAGCCCCACAUAAGGAAGGUCCUUAGUUCAGAUAUUUGCCUUGGUUCUUUCUGAAUACAGUUUGCAUGUUCUCCCCAUGUUCAUGUGGGUUUCCUUUCACACUCCAAACUAAAGUUAGGUUCAUUGGAGUCUCUAAUACCCCAUUUACACUUAGCCACUUCAUGUGUCUUAGGCAGAUAGCAAUCUGACAUAAAAUAGCUGUGUUUAAAUGCAACUAGGAAGCGUUAUAGCUCAAUUGCAAUCCGAUUGCUCAAACCGUAACACCUCAGGAAGGAGUUUGAAAUGCAUGCUAGCCAGAUGUUGACAGGAUAUAAUAUCAUCUCUAAACUUUCCAAAUGUUAUUGGCCUGACUUGAUUCGAUUCUGAUAUUAAGUCCUUCUGGGGGUGUUGUGACGCCAGAAAAAUGUAUUUGGUGUUUUGAAAUGCCCUGUAUGGACACUAUGCCAAAAUGAUUUCACAGCCCAACACCGUUCCUGGGGACUUGCAGCUGCAGUGACACUGACAGUAGUCAUCUUUCUCCCUGUCAUAUAAAAGUGGCAGGAAGUAAGCAGCUCCAGUGAUUUCACCACUUCAUACAGGCAUAAUGUGCUGUUUGUAGAGUUUAUCUGAACCCCAAUCAGUGCACCCAUUGAAUGAUCUAUAUAGUUUGGAGAGCAGUGUGAAUGAUAGCCGGCAAAACCUCUGUCUCGCUUGUCUUGCCUCCAAUCCAUGCAAGUGGUCCAUGUGUUUGCGGUAGUUGGUGGAGAGUUGUUCGCUAGCAUGCUAAACUGGUUUUCAGCUCAAAUAAUUCUUCUUUUGAUGUUUUUUGGCUGUCACCAUUUUCACACCUUCAGGUGCAUUACCACCACCCUCUGGACCAGAGUAGGGCCUACCCAGCCAUGCAUCUAAUGCAGGAAAAGCAAGACGGUUGCGUAAACCAUCUGGCUAAGUGUAAAUGAAAGUGCAUUAAAUCGCAUCUGGACUUUAUUCAAAUAUAAAACCCAGAUUUCCUAGGAUUUAUGUCCAAAAGAUGAUUUAACAUCUCAGUUUAUGUCCAGUGCCAACUUUCAGUGCCAAUGAAGUAGUGCACCCUUAAUGUUGCAAGCUGAAAGGUAAAGGUGUGGAGGUUGGGAUGUUGGAUGGAUGCUGAGUGUGUUAGACUUUUAUGCAGGAGACCAGAGUUUAUGUCCUUUCACAGACCUGCAGUUACCUUUUGCCUCGUCAUUAAACCUAACCUCAAUCUCUCCCUAACCUUCACCCAAAUGGUUUUGUUGCCUAACCAAAACUAUAGUUUAUUUGCCAUAACCACAGUCUUUACCUAACAAUAACCAUAGCUGCCAUGUACUAAUAUCGUACAAAGUGAGGAAAUUUUAAAAAAUUGUUGGCAUUGAACAUAAUCCAAGUUUUCAUCCAAUAUCGAUAGUCUGGUAAUUCAGUAAGACCCUUGAAAUUGUAAGUGUGAAUGGGGCUUAAAUUACAGAUAGGGUUAAGCAUUCAUUUGUCUGUCAGCACUGAGAGCGACUGGCGACCUGUACAGCUUGCUUCCCUACCAUUCACCCAAGGCAUGCUGGGAUAGGCUCCAGCCCCCCAUCCCCUGACCAUGACCCUGAAUUCAACUUAGUGGCUGUAAAGAACAGAUUGAUGUCACACUUCUAGAUAUUUGUCGCUCAGAGUUUGGCAACAGCUGAACUUUUCACCAACAUUAACUAUCAGCAGCCGGCUAGAUUUCAUGCUUUGUUCACCACAUGACUGUUUUAUUGAACAACAUUUUAACACACAGGAUCAAAUCUUAUUUUUUGUCAUUUACAUUUGGAAUACUACUGAAUUAAACAUUUCAAAUGAGUAAUAUCACUUAAAUGUUGCUUGCUCGCUACAGAAACGAUCACAGUGGUGUAAUGUGGCUCUACAAAGCAACAGAAAUACAGGAUUUUCCUGUUUAAAUCUUGCAGAAGUGUAGACCACUAUAUAUAUAUGAAGACUGGGUAUAGCAAUUUAAGAAUGAAUUUGAAGAGAAUCCGAUCUUUAAGUAAGUCUGUAGUCAUCCUUGGCAGUGGCCAGGCCUUAUCCACACAUCUCUACAACCAAGAGGAAAAGGCUGAUAAUGUUGCAUCUUCCCCAGCUUUUUUUUUUUCUACAAUCUUUUGUACUGUUAUUUAUACUGUAUUGUAUUUAUAAGUAAAGGGGAGUACUGAAGCUUUCCUUGAAUGUUUUGUUUAUUUGCAUUUUUUUUUUUUUGAUGGUGUGGUAAGAAGCAUGAGUCAAAGAGUUUGCCUUCACUUUUGAAGCCUUUGCGUUUUGAUAUGUGUCUUUUUCUAUUAUCUAUUAAGCUAGCUGAUUACUUGUCGCUCAGCGCAGGAAAUGUGCUACCUGUUUUUGUUUCCAUUUGGCUCACAGUGUUUCUCUAUUUCUGUUCACUUUCUCUGCUGGCAGUGGCAGUUUCAUCAUUAAGAUUCUGUCAAUGUUUUCAGGAAUGUUUUCUUCCAUGUCACAAACGUCUUACUGUACUAUGUCAUACAUUUUACAGCUGUAUGUAUCCAUCAAGUAAUCUGUGCUUUGCAGUUUGUGACAACAAAUGACAUGCAUAAAAAAAUAUGCAUGGAUGUAAUUUGUUGAAAACGUUAAGACAGCAUACGUACGUAAGUCUUGUUUUUAUUGGGUUGAUGUGUUGAAUACACACAGUUGACCUUGAACACUGAUAUUUAUUGUGGAAAAAGAAUGGUUAGGAACACUCCCACAACAAACACAGAAACAUAAGUGCUUUGAUAGCAGCUAUUAUAGAAAUAUUUAAAUAAGCUUUUGGAAAAGUAAAGAAUCAUGAGGUGUCUACAGAAUGGUAUAAGUGGUGGAAAAUUGUAGUUGCUGUUUGGUAUUUGUGUCUUUUUAAGCUAUUUGUCUAUUUUCAUUUUUAAAAGCAUAAAUUUAACAAAGGGAAUAUCUGAAUGGCUGGAUGGAUGGUGGCAACUUUUCUGGGAGGUGACACUGAAGCAUGCAUUUUUUUGUUUGUUUUGUUUCUAGUUUUGUGUGUGUAUGUUAUACACAUACAGUAUGUACAUAAUGUUGAAAGGUACAGUUCUGAUUUGUAUGAGAACGGGUUGCUAAAUACUCAGGCUGUGCUAUCGCUCCACCAUACCAUACCACUGUUUAUGAAUCUCAAUAAAAAGGUCAUUUUGUUACUUUGCUGCCACUGUGUGACUAUAUUGUA
This is a messenger RNA of Thunnus maccoyii (southern bluefin tuna), 11366 nucleotides long. RefSeq names its product E3 ubiquitin-protein ligase HECW1. Gene Ontology annotation, molecular function: ubiquitin-protein transferase activity; protein binding. The record is from RefSeq and is a predicted model, not a curated record. Gene Ontology annotation, biological process: regulation of dendrite morphogenesis. The transcript is spliced from 30 exons. NCBI's taxonomy places the organism in Eukaryota, Metazoa, Chordata, Actinopteri, Scombriformes, Scombridae. Bases 299 to 5278 code for a protein of 1659 amino acids.